This is a messenger RNA of Ruditapes philippinarum (Manila clam), 2822 nucleotides long. RefSeq lists its product as uncharacterized. The record is from RefSeq and is a predicted model, not a curated record. Gene Ontology annotation, cellular component: membrane. The transcript is spliced from 3 exons. The coding region runs from base 665 to 1279 and encodes 204 amino acids. Lineage: Eukaryota; Metazoa; Mollusca; Bivalvia; Venerida; Veneridae.
ACAUAAUUUUAAGAGUGAUACUUUGUUUGGAUUUUUACGGCACGUCAACACAUAACUGGCCAUAUCACUGCAAACGCAUUUUUGAUAGAUAAGGUAUUAAUUGUGAAUAAGUUUAGAAAAAGUAGAUAAUACAAGGAAUAUUAAUGAGAUUUGAGUUUGCAUUUUAAUCUAGGGAUACUUAAAGCAAAAUGAUCCUUUUUGUCUUAUUGUCUGUUACCAUCUCAAGUGUUUGCGGACAAACGGGUUCAAUGUGUGACUGUCAAGAAGUUGCUAUGUUAAAGCAAACAGUGCAAGAAGUUCUGAUAGAACAACGAUUAGAGUCUGCUAGACUUAGUAAAUUAGAGGCGAGACUGGGUGCUUAUGAGACAACUGGACCAAUUCCUAAUGAUCGUCUGGCAAUGUAAGAACAAAAUGUGAAAGAUAUCAAUAUGAAAUUUAAUGAAACAGUUACCGGAACCAAGAGUAAACAGAUAGGAUUACAUCGGGACAUAGGUGCAAUUGUGAAGAAAACGCUGAUUUCAGAAAAAAAGAAUUAAAUAAAUUAGUUUCAGACUUAAAUGAGAAAGUUAUAGAACAUAAGGACAUCAUCGAAACAUUCAAGGUUGAAGUUAACAGUGCCAUAGAAAAACGGUUUCAUAAUAUUACUGCCGAGCAAGUCGAAUAUAUGGACACCAUUGAAACGUUCAAAGUUGCAAUUAACAAAACUAUAGAAAAACGUUUCCUUGACAUUAUUGCUGAGCAAGUGGAAUAUAUAGACACCAUUGAAACGUUCAAAGUUGCGAUUAACAAUACUGUAGACAAACAUUUCCUAAAUAUAACUGCUGAGCAAGUCAAAUAUAGGGAUGAAGUUAAAGAUAUGUUGAAUAGCACGGAAAGUCUUGUCAGGACUGUAUUCAACAAUAUCUCAAAAGUUGACAGUGAAGUUUUGGGCUUGUAUGAAAGAAUAGAUAAUAUAAAAGAAGUGAAUAAAACCAUUGAGCGUAUUUCAUCAGAUCUUAUAUCAGUGGAUCAAAAAUUUAAGAAAACCAGAGAUAUGGUAGAUACACUUGGUGAAGUAGGGGAAGGUAAAGUUCGAUUGGUUGGAGGAUCAUAUCAAUAUGAAGGAAGACUGGAAAUAUGGCAUGAUUGGUCUUGGGGAACAAUUUGUGAUGAUGAAUUUACAAAGCAGUCAGCUCAAGUUGCUUGUAAAAUGCUUCAAUAUCCAAGGUUAGUAACAAACUACAGUAUCUUAUUUCCGCAGACGUUUAACAUUUUUUACAUUCAAGAUAGUCAGAUAUAACAGGACUUCAUUGUAAUGCUCAACAUCAACUGUACCUUCCCGAGUGCCAUUGCUUUAAUGGUAUUUGCCUUAAAACCAAUGCAUGGCUUAUAUCAUCGUUUAAAUAUUAUGUAGGUCCAAAUAGUUGGCGGUAAAUUUGAAUUAUCGAUUUAUAUCAGUUUUUUUACGAUAUCUUCACGAGACUUAUACUUAACUAUCCAGGAACAAAUUGUAUAUUUCUCAUAAUUGAAACGCCAUGUGAAUGAAUACAAAGGAAAAAAAUACAAACGUUCAUGUUGUUAUGCAUUUCCUAUCAGAAUCUAAAUCAUUAUUUAUUUUAAAAAUGUUUCCUCUUUCAAUUUUCAUCAAUUGUUUUUUUUUUUUCAUCACAUUUACUACUUGAAAAUUGUCAUCCAUUUACAGUAGUCAUCAUAAUUACACAAAAUAAAGUAACAUUUGACUUUAUACCUAUACUUUGUAAUUCCUAAGUUUUUAAUCUUAUACUAUAUACAUAUACCUAAAGGAUGAUGCUCUACAUAAUUUUCUUUUUAGUUUUAGUAAAUAUACUUUUUUAAGGGGAGACAAUCCAAUUUACUUAAACAAACAUUCUAUGCAGUGAUUACUUCCCUUAUCACAUUUGCAAUGUAAACACACAAAAAUAUACAUGAAUUGCUGAUUAAACAGAAAACUACCUAUCACGCUACAAAUCAAUAAUAUGUCAGAUCGAACUUAAUAUUAAAUGUUUAACAUACAUUUUAACACAAAAAAAAAAACACAAAAAAACACGAUAAACUGAAUUAAGUAAAAUCAGACCUUAAGUGAAACAAAACAUUUUUUUAGUAUAAAGAAUGACAGUGUAUAGAAAUGUACAUACAUGUAAAUCAUAUUUAUUUUGUGAAACUUGAAUGACCAACUAUUAAAAAUGUCUUCAUCAUUCUAUCUACAGAUGAUAAAUUCAACCCUACUACAGUAUACAGCAGUAAAAGUAAAUAAACUAAAUGUCAAACAAUUUUGAUAAUUGAUUAUAUUCAAUCAAUUAUAAUUUUAACAGCAUCUGGUUUCACCAGUUUAAUCAAACUUUCCAACAGUUUAAAUGAAUGCAACACACGCAUAGUCUACAGAAUCAGUAUUAAACUGAAAUGUUAAAGUUUUGCUAAAUAUUUCUUUAAUAGAAACAGAUGGUCCGUUGGAAAGAAAUGAUAUUAUAUUAAUAUUGAAAGAACUUGAAAAUGAAUGUACUUAUGGUCAAAUAAUAAGAAGACACAAAAAGAAAAAAAGAAAGUAAUGAAAACCCAUCUAAAUUAUUUUGCAAUUUUGGACAAUUAAAAGGUCAUGAUAAAACUAUAUUUAAAAUAAAGGAUGAUAGUGUAACAGAAGACACUUCUUUAGAAAUUUUGGAAAGUUUAAAAACAAUACAAACAACUUUAUACAGAUGAAACUGAAGACGUAUAUCUUAGUUCUCACGUUUUAAGUAACUUGCCACAAGUAAGUAUUACAGAUAAUGGUUUCCUUAAUAGACCAAUUGUAAAGUCAGAUAUUUUGAAUUCUUUGAAAGAAAUGGAUG